Eufriesea mexicana is the source of this 772-nucleotide messenger RNA. RefSeq names its product fas-associated death domain protein (gene Fadd). Gene Ontology annotation, molecular function: protein binding. The coding region runs from base 1 to 744 and encodes 247 amino acids. NCBI's taxonomy places the organism in Eukaryota, Metazoa, Arthropoda, Insecta, Hymenoptera, Apidae. The record is from RefSeq and is a predicted model, not a curated record. Gene Ontology annotation, biological process: signal transduction. The transcript is spliced from 4 exons.
AUGGAAAUAAAAUAUACAUGUUUAAAGGAAGAAUUCUUGUUAGUUACUCAAUAUCACAUUAAUGAGAAUAUAUUAAGUGCACUUAAAGAAUAUUAUGCAAAAUACAUAAAUUCCAACCGUAAAUUGAGUCAGAUUAAAGAUUUGAGAACAUUAUUGAAAAUAUUGGAAAAACGUGAUGUUCUUAGUUAUAAUAAUGUGGAUCCCCUUUUGUAUAUUUCAAUUCAUUUUCUAAAUGAUCUACAAAUAGAGAGCAAACUAAGAGAUUAUAAAUUAUAUCUUCAAAAAAUACAAUACCCUUUAUCUUAUAAUAUGUAUCAAGAAUCAAAUGAAAAUAAAAAUGAAAAAUCAAAAUUAUCAAAUAUUACUGAAAGUAGUACAUCACAAAUAAAAGUAUCUAAUAAAAUAGAAAAUCAACCAAUAUCAAAAUAUAAAGGAUUUAAAAAUAAUUUUUCAUCAAAAGAAGCUAAACUACAACAAACGGUAUUAUCAUGCAUAAGUGAAAGAAUUGGUCGUUCUUGGAGAGAUACUGUCAGAUAUUUAGGUGUACCUGAAUAUGAAAUUGAUAUGAUUCAAACCAAACAUACUUUUAAUUUAAAAGAACAAAGUUAUGAGGCAUUGAAAUUAUACAUGAUUCAAUAUAGUGACAAUAAUUGGAAAGUAAAUUUAAUUCGUGCUUUAGAGAAAGCAAGACGUAGAGACUUGAAGGAACUUCUUGAAAAUUUAAUAUUAGAAUCAAAUUGUUAAUAAUUUUAGGGAAAUCAAAAAUAAAAUA